Molecule: messenger RNA, 2682 nt
Organism: Austrofundulus limnaeus
Lineage: Eukaryota; Metazoa; Chordata; Actinopteri; Cyprinodontiformes; Rivulidae
Product: cilia- and flagella-associated protein 54
Exons: 18
Coding region: 25-2529 (834 amino acids)
Biological process (GO): cilium assembly
Source: RefSeq, a predicted model, not a curated record
AAGAACGUUCCUUCUACCGAUGAAAUGAAAUGGAAGCUGAUGAGGACACUGCCUCACAGACUGCGUCUGUGUCAGAGGACUGACAGAGAGGUCCAUAUGGUGCACGAGCUGCUGACCAUGAUGUCGAAUGCAGUGCAACGCUACAAGAGAAAGAUCCACCUGAGGAACUUGUACUCUGAGGAGAGUGUGUGGAGAUCGUACAUCAACUGUUGUGUGGCUCAGGCGCACUUAGCCCUUCUUUUUCAGGACCUUGACCAGAUGCCUGGAGGAUCCACGCAGCAAAGAUACAGCCAGUUUGACCCCUUCUGGUUUUCUCUGGCCCACUCUGGUGUCCUGAUGAAGAGGGCCUCUCAGUCACAGUCCUCUUCUGUACACAAUGCAGCCUCAGGGGGGGCCUCGUGUGAUUCCCAGCAAAGAGAAGAUCAGCAAAGAGCGGUCAGAAGUGACGACUCUACCAAGGAAUCCUAUAAGGAGGAAGAGCAAACAGAGACGCGGAGAUUUGAUUCAGCUUCUCUUCUGGACUCCGUCCGAAAAGCUGCUUUAUGUCUUCGCAGAGCCAUGGUGCUGGCCCAUCGUGGACACCACUGGACACUUCUGCAGCAUGUGUGUCACAUUGUGUGGGACCAGAAUCACAGGAUCACUACAGUGAUACAGCGAGCUGCUCAGUCUGAAACUCCUCCUCCUGUCUCAAGCAACCAGCUGAGCGCCCUCUUCACUCCUCUUCUMGUGCUGGCUGCUGAUGUCAUCAUYGACAUGAUGAGGAAACUACAGCCUUGGAGUUUAUAUGACGCUGAUCUGACUUGGGAGGAACUGGAGUCCAGUCUUCACUACUCCGCCUCAAUAGAUGACUGCACGCAGGUCGACCUGCGCUGGGUUCGCACGUUGGUGUUGCACACUCUGGAGCUGCUUCAUGAUGGCGGCAAAUGGGAAAGCCUGGCCCACUUUGCCUUACUUUUCAACUCAUACACUCGGGAACGUUAUUCUUUGAUCAUAACUCCUCUGCUGGUUAAAGCUCAGAGGAAGUUGCUUGAAAGAAUUAGUUCUUUGGAAGGACCUGAAGUCCCUCAGCCGCACCAUGUCAYGACAGAGAAACACACUGGUGAAGAAAUAAAUUGCAGAAGUUACGCAGGCUGCCAGCUGCUCAGUGGGUGGACUCCUCACUCUGCAAAAGAGGCCGCACAAACAAACUCCACUCGUAAACACGCAAAAUCACUCAAAGCUUUUAGGAAAUCAGAGCAGCAGCUCUCCAUGAUGCUGGUUUGUGUUCCUCUCGACGUGGAUGACACGCUGACAUGUUAUCGUCAAGUCCUCAAGAAAACUCCACGGUGUCUUCAAGUCUACCAGCACAGUAACCUGUUACUGAUGCAGUUUCUAGCACACACACAACCCUGCUUUGCAGUACGGCUGCUACGCUGUCAGAGCAGAGGUCUCACCUGUGAGGCAAGCCAGGUGAGCUCCAGCCCUGCUGUUAUGAGGAUACCAAAGAGCUUACCUUCUCUACAUGAGGACUUUAGUGCUCCAGAUGCAAUCUAUAGCCUUCCGAUCAGCCCUGACUACGUGUCGACUGUUGCUGCUGCUUUGUCCAACUCCAGCCAGUMUCUCAAGGGGAACGGUCAUGACUCACUCAGAGCUCUGACUCUACAUGAAAUGGGAAACCUACAGUUGUACACUGGAAACAGACGCGCUGCACACUCGUCCUGGAGCAAAGCUGUUGAUUGUAUCUUCCAGAGCACAGGUGUUGCAAAGAAAUGGGAUGGUGUGUAUUUCACAUGUGACUCCUUGCGGAAAACUGUAAAACAAGCAGGUGUUUGGGGAUGUUUACAGGCUGCUGUGCUCACAGCAAAACAAGCACGAUACAUUUUUACUUCUGAUGUCAGUCAGAAGACCAAGACUUGUCUGCUGUCUGCUCAUCUUUUUAAGUGUGUGCUGUGUUGCACGGCUCAGCCGCAGUCCGACCUGCAGUAUGCCUCCCACAGCAUCGAGGAUGAGCUGCUCCCUGGAGUCGACCUUUUCGCUGAGCCACGCAGGCUUAAAUUCGGCGACACUGUAGCAAGUCUCAACUUUAUUUGCCACUGGCUCUUCUCCGCAGGCUACUACAUCACGCUUCUGCCCAUUUUGACCCUUUACGUGUAUUUAGUUGCACAUGUGGGCCGAGAUGUGCGGCGCACUGUUGAAGGCAAAUUCCUUAAGGUACGCACUCUGACUGAACUGUGUUUGUUCACUGAAGCUAUAACAGAAACAGUUCAGCUCACUCAGGGAACAGGUGUCAUUCUGCCUUCUGGUCACUUGCUUAAUACAAAUCCCCAGCAUGUGAAGACUUUCCACAGUAACCAGCCUCUUCUGGAUAAUUUGGAGGGUUUGGAAAACCUGAGCUGUGACUUUACACCUCGUGUUCGCUCGCUGUAUGGCUCCACGCUGUUCAUCAAAAUCACCCUCGCUCGGGUUCAACUAAUCCUGGCGCUCGCUGGCACGGUUCACGGCCAUCCUGUGCCAGGUCUCCAUACAAGACUUCCUGUUCUUUAUUUAUAAUGGUUGUCAUGUUUCAAUAAGGUGAUAUUUCAGUUUAAAGUAUGAACCAAAUAGGAACAUCAGGGCAGGACAUACUAUAUUCUAAAUGUUUACACUCACUGAAAUUAACAUGAAGUGAAAAUGUUGUUCUUAUUUUGAAAAAAAAAAAAAAAA